This is a messenger RNA of Megachile rotundata (alfalfa leafcutting bee), 1474 nucleotides long. It is a transcript of the gene l(3)87Df, whose product is annotated as cytochrome c oxidase assembly factor COX20 lethal (3) 87Df. The record is from RefSeq and is a predicted model, not a curated record. NCBI's taxonomy places the organism in Eukaryota, Metazoa, Arthropoda, Insecta, Hymenoptera, Megachilidae. Gene Ontology annotation, biological process: mitochondrial respiratory chain complex IV assembly. Gene Ontology annotation, cellular component: mitochondrion; mitochondrial inner membrane.
UAAGCGCCAUCUUUCCUGAAGGGAAGAAAACAAUAAAAUAACUAACUAAUUUAUAAAAUCUACUCCGAUCAGACCUAACGAACACAUAAAGUUAUCUGCGGAACGAAGCAAAAAUUUCGUCCAAUAAUUUCUUAUAAUAAUUUUAAACGUACACACUAGUAUUUUCAAAAUUUUAUAGUGGUGCUACCUAACAUACUAUCAUUAUUUGUACAUUAUUUUAUAAAUUUAUUAAGGUGGCGUACAAUGCGGUUCUUGUUGAGGUUACAUGAAUAAAAUAUUGGUUUUCAAGAUAUAAAUCACAAUUAACGCUAUGGAGCAUUCUAGUGAUACAAAAGAAGAAACUGUAAAAGUACCUUUUACAAUUUUUGGUGAACCAGUUAUUAAAACACGGUGUCAGAGAAAUGCUUUUAUAACUGGUAUCAGUGGAGGAAUAAUAUCUGGAUUAGUAGGAUUUUUAGUCACGAGUCAAAUAAGGAAAUCUAUGAAUAUAGCACUUGGUGGCUAUAUUACAGUAACAUUUGCUAUGGCAUGUUAUUGUACAUAUAAGGAAUAUGUUAUUAGGAAUCAAGGAAGAAUGUUAAAAGCACUUUCGUAUCAAGUUAGUAAGGCGAAGAAAUAUACAAAUUCAAGUGAUGCAGAUACAAAAGUUGAAAGUACCUAACACCGAAAGUUUUUUAUUAAAAAAUUUUGUAUAUAUAUGUGCAUUGUAGAGAGGUGAUUCUGGAAACUACAUCAGAAUAUAAGUCAACAUACAUAUGUUUAUAAUUAAAUAUUACAUUUAAAUUUGCAUACGUAACAGAAGUACUGUGACAAUUUAAUAUGUAAAAAAGAUAUAAAAAGCAAUAAUUUAUCGUAAAGUAAUUAAUUUAAAUAGCUGAAAGGAUUUUAGAAGCAUUUUCGCGCUUAUUGUUACAAAACAUUAUCACUAUUGUUAUCUAGUAGUAGAAUGCAGAACUAUCGAAACAAAAAAAGUGUGUUCUUUCGUAAAGCAAAGUAUUAUUUAAUUUCAUUGACUCUUGUAAAUACUCCUACGAGCAUGACAGGGUCAGAAAAAUAUUUUUGUAGUGAGCUUCAUACAUUAUACUUGAAGAUUUUUAUAAUUGUAUUUUAUGGACUUCAAAAUGCUUAGCCAUCUAGCGGUAGAAGGUGGAAACUAAUGGAACUAAAUUUUGAAUGGGAUUUUUGCAUUUAUUGAUUUUUCUGAUUUUACAAACUAAAUAUAUUAAAAAUUUGGUAUAAUAUGUCUUUUGUUUUAUAUAUUGUGCACAUUAUUCUUAAUGUUUGCUUUUUUCAAUAUUGUAUGACCAUGAAAGAGAAGUCCGUAGAAUAUUACAUUCGUACAGAAAUCACCCUCGACUAGGGAAACGUGCAAAUUGUCAUCUAGUUGCCAUAUUCUUGGUUUGGUUUUUAUUUUCCUUCAACUACAGAAGAUGGCGUAUUCUUUGCUGAAAGAAAGUGUAUAUGUAAAGUAUUG